Molecule: messenger RNA, 2735 nt
Organism: Thunnus maccoyii (southern bluefin tuna)
Lineage: Eukaryota; Metazoa; Chordata; Actinopteri; Scombriformes; Scombridae
Product: homeobox protein SIX6
Exons: 5
Coding region: 1344-2081 (245 amino acids)
Biological process (GO): regulation of transcription by RNA polymerase II; eye development
Cellular component (GO): transcription regulator complex; nucleus
Molecular function (GO): RNA polymerase II cis-regulatory region sequence-specific DNA binding; DNA-binding transcription factor activity, RNA polymerase II-specific
Source: RefSeq, a predicted model, not a curated record
CGUGGCAGCAGGGGAGCACUGCUCUUGUGAAUGUUCAUUCAUGGUUUUCAGAGCAUGGCAGACUCGAGUAUCCUCACAUUGUCCGCUAAGAAAGUGCAGAGAAAAUAGUUUUCCUGGGUGGUCCGACUCAUUAAUACACUCCGCACUUCUUGAUUUACGGCUCACAGUUCAACUGCUGCCAAUUAACGUGAAAACACGCAAAAAAAAGAGAAGAAAAUACAGAGUGGGAGGGAGGAGGAGGCCACUGAGUUUCCUCCUGUUGGCACAAAAUGAACCUGCCCUCCAACGACCAGAGAAGGGCAGGGACCAGUGAGGAAAUCAUUUGACUCAUCUUCUCAAGGUCUCUGAAGUCUCCACAGGGCCUUGUCCUUGUAGCACAAGACUGCUGAUGCCACGCAGUGCACUGAGAGGGCUGCGCAUGGAUAAAUAUUUGAGUACGUGUGAGUGGCGAAAGCGAGAUGACUCUCAGCCUGUCAGUUGUGUUUGGAGUCGUGGCAUCAAGCAGGGACCUGCUCAGUGACACUGGCCUCCCUCUCUGCGCUGAAGCUGUCGGCAGUGAUGGAGCCCGGUGCUACUGUAUAUAAAAAGGCAGGACAGGGGAGCCUGGAUGGAUGUGGCAUUUUGCAGGGUAAAGCCUGUUUGAAGAGCUCUAAAGGGAGAGUGAGCUGAGCGUGUUUGCACUUCACUAUAUAGACUGAAGAGUCUUUCUGUAACACAAAGGCAGAGGGUGUUUGCAAAGCACGGCGGGGCAGCUAAACGUUUGAAGACGCGAAGCAAAAAGGUCAAAAUGUUUAUAUUAUUUUUUUUGAGAAGGGAGGUGCUGAGAUCUCCUUUCCGCCUGAUUGGCCGAACUUGACAGUGAUUGACGUGCAGCCAUGGCAACCAGGCAGCCAAUCUGCCAAGUCCAAUAGGAAAUCAUCGGAGGGGGCUUGACUGUCUUUUUCUCCCCCCUUAAAAAAUACAUCUCGGCUCCGGCUUUAAUUCUUUCGUACUUUCAAUCCCAGCCUACCUUGAAAAAUACAUCGCGGCUCCGGCUUUAAUUUUCUUGCACCCUCAGCCGUUUGCCUGCCAAGUUUGCCCAGCCUGAGGAUGCGGUAGCCGGUUCCCCACGCAGCAUCGUUCCUCCUCCGCGGCGUUUUUUGGCGUUUGCGUUUUUCACGGCUGGUCAGACGAUUGGUUCGGUAACUUUGGGAUUGCCUUGUUUUUUUGGAGGGGGGUCCCUUGGAUUGCCUCGGCGCACGGGAAGAAGAAGAAGAAGAAGAAGAAGAGGGAGAAGAAGGAGUCGACGCGGAGGAGAGAGAGAGGAGAAAGGAGGGGGAGAGGGAAACACAGGAGAAGCCUCCAUGUUUCAGCUGCCCAUCUUGAAUUUCAGCCCCCAGCAGGUCGCCGGGGUCUGCGAGACUCUGGAGGAGAGCGGGGACGUCGAUCGCCUCGGCCGCUUCCUCUGGUCGCUGCCCGUCGCCCCGGCGGCCUGUGAGGUCCUCAACAAGAACGAGUCGGUGCUGAGGGCCCGGGCCGUCGUCGCCUUCCACACCGGCAAUUUCCGUGAACUCUACCACAUCCUGGAGAACCACAAGUUCACCAAAGAGUCGCACACGAAGCUGCAGGCGCUGUGGCUCGAAGCGCACUACCAGGAGGCUGAGAAGCUGCGGGGACGCCCGCUGGGGCCGGUGGACAAAUACAGGGUGCGGAAGAAGUUCCCGCUACCCAGAACCAUAUGGGAUGGAGAGCAGAAAACCCACUGCUUCAAAGAGAGAACCCGGCACUUGUUAAGAGAAUGGUAUUUGCAGGAUCCCUACCCGAAUCCCAGUAAAAAGAGGGAGCUUGCACAGGCUACAGGACUUACACCCACACAAGUAGGAAACUGGUUCAAAAAUCGCAGACAAAGAGACAGAGCAGCGGCUGCGAAGAACAGGCUCCAGCAGCAGGUCCUGUCCGGCGGCUCGGUUCGCUCCCUGGCGGACGAGGACGGCACCGUGGACCGUCUGGGGAACUCGUCCAGUCCGGAGGCCAGUCUGUCCAGCAAAGCAGCCGCCUCGGCCAUCUCCAUCACCUCCAGCGACAGUGAAUGUGACAUCUGACGGGCAGAUCGACGGUGUUUGAUGAAUUGAAAAGGGGAUACGAGUGAAAGACAAUCUAAUAAAACAAGUCAUAGUGCCUCCGUUGAGUUAAAACACAAACACACACACACACACACACACACACACACAUACACACACACACAUACACACACACGGACACAAACACACACACACACACACACAUACACACACACAUACAAGGAUAUAUGACGGCUGCCAAAACAUGAGGAGAUCUGUGAUCUGCGGCGGACUGCCCGUCUUUAUCCUUUAGGCCUAUACUUUCGUAUUGUUUGCGUUUUACCCACGUGUGGAUAACUGAACUUAAUACGGACGAAACAUAUUUCACGGACUAAUAAACCAACGCCCCGAGAUGAAAAGUAAAAAAAAAAGAAGAAAACAUUUAAAAAAAAAGGGAUGAAGGCAUCCGAGCGCCUAACCUGCUGUUCUCUGUGGGUAUUUCAUGUUGAAAAAGAACUGUGAUAUUUUUACUUUACUUUCAAAGUUUUAUAAAUAAUGUUUAUUUGCCUAUUUAAAAACGAUCUGCUCUGUCUCUUCGAAUUUCAUAUUCAUUUGCUUGGUGUUUUUAAUACUUACCUUGUACACAGGUGAACCUGUUGAGCAUGCGCGCUUUAGUGAAAUUGUGUUUCAGUAAAA